AUGCCGCGAUCCGAAAAUCGGUCAUUGGCUGACCUGCCACUGGACAUUAUCAUGGAGAUUUUAUUCUACCUCCCCUUUCAAGAUCUGGAAAGUUUGUCGAAAACAUGCAAAACAUUGCGAGUGUUGAGCAAUGAAAGCGUCACCUACCAUAGAUCGGUCAAUGGAAAAAGUACUGCUGCCCAAUGGACCAAGCGACUGUUAUUCGAUUUUCUGCACGUCAUCAACCAAAAAGAACAUUUGUUGAACCUGGUGGCUACCGAGAAAACCUCGAUCGUUAACGCUAUUCGCGACUUGCAAGCCCGCUUUGAACUCGGAACUCAAGUCCCAUUGCUCGGUCAAUCAGAACAUUCUCAACCUCAAGAACUGACAGACGUAGCGAUAGAAAGUGAAUCUCCUACAGCGGAUAUCAGCCUUCAAGAAUCGGGAGUACAAUGCUCAGUAACAGUGAGGAGAAAUAGCGCUCUUAUCGACAAAGAUGGACUUGCCUAUCUCAAAAUCCUUCAAGGGUUUCAACGAAUCGCCACAAACAGUCACAAAUUAUCAAAAGAAAAAUCUAGCCAUAAAUCUGGUAGCGCAACAGCGUCUAAAUCCGAGGACGCCACUGAUCGGCCUGAAACCCCAACUAAGAGGGCAAAUAUCAACGUUGCUCUCACGCCCUUUGAAUUCCAGACUUACCCUUCGAAUUCAAAAGGCUUCACAGAGGGAGUACAUUGUGAUGACCACUCUCCGGAUUCGUCGUAUCACUCCCGGUCGACCAGCUCUAUCUUCUCCGAAGUACCGAAACUUUCAGAUUUGGCUUGGUCAUAUUCAGAUGAGCUCAAAAAUCUCGACAAUGGCUCAACAGACUCAGAAAGUGAACAUAGCUCAGAUUCUAGCUCUUCUACCAAGUACUUGAGGGAGCUACAGCGUUCUACAAAGGUCAGUGACAAGAAAUAUCUAUUUGAGCGGCUUAACACGCGGAUUCAAAAGAUCAACGAUCCCUUAAAUUCUAAAGAUGGUUGCGAAAAGAAAGAUUUAGCGCCUGCACUGCGACCGGCGUCCAUCACCACUAGGAGUUUAUCGCAGGGUUACCUUGUCGAAGUGGAGCGUUGCAAUUCGCACUUGCCGUCAGGCAUGCCUUUAGAAGCUUCCAAGAGCUCGCUGGGAUUUCUUACUAGAUACGAAGAGCAUCUUGCAAACGGAAUGAAUCUCACAUCCCAUGAAACAACCCGCAAAAGAAACAAACAAAGGCGGCAAAACCAAGCCCCUCACAGAAGAACUCUAAUUGCUAAGAUUACAGACAAAAACAGAAUUUCUUACGAGAAAUGCUAA
Lachancea nothofagi CBS 11611 is the source of this 1311-nucleotide messenger RNA. Lineage: Eukaryota; Fungi; Ascomycota; Saccharomycetes; Saccharomycetales; Saccharomycetaceae. The record is from the annotation of a GenBank genome assembly.